This is a messenger RNA of Balaenoptera musculus (blue whale), 2340 nucleotides long. RefSeq names its product orofacial cleft 1 candidate 1 (gene OFCC1). Lineage: Eukaryota; Metazoa; Chordata; Mammalia; Artiodactyla; Balaenopteridae. Gene Ontology annotation, cellular component: perinuclear region of cytoplasm. The record is from RefSeq and is a predicted model, not a curated record. The annotation marks the transcript as partial. The transcript has 16 exons.
CUCCAGAAGUUUCAGCAGAAGGUUCUGAAGCAAACUAAGCAGAAGAAAUCCAAGUCGGCUGAAUUUCUGAUGGUUAAAGAAGCUAGAGAAGCUACGGAAGGCACUGGAAAUCCAGCUUUUAACAUGAGCAGCCCAGAUCUCUCAGCACAUCAGACUUCAGAAAAGAAAGUUAUUAGACAUGACAUGCUGGAUCGCACCCUUGCAGCUCACCAACAAAAAUUCAGGCUGCUAGCCUCUGCUGAACCAAAAGGAAAUGAAUACAGCAGAAAUUACUUUGACCCACUGACGGAUGAGGAAAUAAACCCAAGGCAGUAUGGGAUGGAGGUCAGCGGAGAGGCUGAUAAUAGAAUUCUCUGUGAUCGAUUAACGGAGCUGUUUCAUGAGAGUGGGCAAGGAGGACCCCAAGAUGAGAGCAUUGUGGAGGAGACUUUCCGUUCUGGAGAGCUGGCGAGUUCUGGUAAGAUUCUUGGACUCUACAAAGAGGACGGUGAAGCCACCUCAGCUUACAGUGAGGAGAUUGAAAGAUACGCCCAGAGAGACAUAAUUCUGCCUGGAAGUUCUUCACUGGAACAGAGUCGGUCACCUCAGCCUCUUCAAAUACAGAUGAAAUGCAUAAGGGGUCUCAAGAACAAGGCUCCCCAAGGCUCCUACUUCCUCAAAGUGUCCCUGCUUGGUCGACCAGGUGGCCGUGUCUUGCCGUGGUGCCUGAUGGAGCAGCUGAAGACCAGAACACACCCACUGAGGCAUGAUGGAAAUUUUUAUGAUGUGGGGCUGUAUUUCCACGAAAGCCUUUAUGUGGUACUCCCGUCUAAGAAGGAUGUGAAACCUGGUGCAGCUUUCUUGUUUGAACUCAUUCUCCUUCGUGGGAAAUCUGCUUGUCUCCACCAAGUUGUGGGCUGGACAACUUUCCCUUUGUACGAUAGCAAUUUGGAUGUAGUGGAGGGAAAAUUCAAGUGUCCACUUCUCCGAGGACAUUAUGACCAGAAACUCGACAACUUCAGGAAAAUUGAAGAUUUGAUUUGCUUGGACCUGGACCACUGGCUGUGCAAUCUCUACUUUCAGGUAGUUAAACUUCCUCUACAUUUGGAUGACCAAAACAACCAUGAAAGACGUAUUCAGCUUCCCCCUGAAUUUCCAGUUUGUUUAGUGGCUGAAGCAGAGAAAGCAGAAUCAGGUGUCGAUAACACAGCUGGCCUUUCAGAGAAAGAAACAGAGAAGAACAUUUGUGCCUCAAGGGGUGACGAAGCUAAAUCCUCCUCACUCCCAUCUCAAGGAAGCGUUUCUAACAAAAUUGGUCCCUGCCCUACGGACUGUGGUCUCAAUCUCUCAAAAGAAGACCAUGAAUUACACAAUAAGGUAGAAAGUAAUUUGGUCUUCAAAGCAGGUUUUGAAGUGCAGGGCAUACUAAAGCAGCUGACGUUGGUGAAAUCAUCUGUGAAGGAAACAUCAACUGCUUGGAAAACUGGAGAAACUGAAGAUUAUUCUCAGGAUACAUCUUAUUUGGAGGAACUGGAGAAACACAGAUUUUCAGUUUGCUGUUCUUCAGUAGCUGAUAGUACUGGAUCUGGAGAAUUCUUCAAGCAUCUCUAUUUUGUGCUGGCAUCAGUGUUUUCAGAACUUCAGUUCGCUCAAUGGCAAAGCCAGGGCUUCUGGUACAUUAUCUUGCUGACGGCUUCUCUCUGGUUCCUGCGGCUCUACCUGCAUUACCUCAGCCAGUGGCUUUUCCUCCAGGCCAUUUCAAUUCCUGUUACAAAAUUCCAUUUUUCCCCGCUCACGGUUGAGCUCUGCUACCCAACCUCUUUACUUCGCAUCGGAGAAGAGUUGCUUGUGGUUGUGAUGGGGCCUUUAAUGCUGAACGCAAUGGUACUUCCCUUGGUUCUGAUCAGAUGGGGCUGUCAGGUACUGUUUGCCUUCUGCCCUGAUGUCCUGUCAAAGUUAAUCAUCACCAUGGGACUAUGGACAGUUCUGGACCCACUGGCAGUGUUUAUUGUGGAUACUGUCCUGGGGCGGCUUUCACAUGAUGGGGAGACUCCUGUAGCUGAUGCAGCAAAGCUGUACUGGAUGUUUGAAAAAACCAUGCAGUCAGGAAUCCUUGGUGUGGUGCUCACGGUGCUACUUUACGUGCUCCUGUUCAUCAUUUCAUCUUUGAUUUUAUAUUUGUAUUGUCUCAGAUUGCACAAUGAUUCCUGGAUAUUAGACGCAUUUCAGCGCAUCCACAGUGAAGAAACCAAGUUUUUUAUACCAUACGAUUUGGAGAUUUCCAAUCAGGAACUAAGCUAUAUAGUAAAAAGAUCUGAGCAAUGGAGAGGACUCAAUGGUGAGAGAAGGAAGAUAGCAUAA